This is a messenger RNA of Alternaria alternata, 1042 nucleotides long. RefSeq lists its product as hypothetical. The transcript has a single exon. The record is from RefSeq and is a predicted model, not a curated record. NCBI's taxonomy places the organism in Eukaryota, Fungi, Ascomycota, Dothideomycetes, Pleosporales, Pleosporaceae. The coding region runs from base 229 to 819 and encodes 196 amino acids.
ACUUCAAGUGUAAGGGUGACAUGCUUCCGACUCACACUUUUGCAUUCAAGUCCUUCACCUUCACCUCAUAUACUGCCGCCAUUAGAAGGGACUUAUUCCGCACAUAUAUGACACGCGUUCCUAGUAACAAAUCUGACUCACCACCGACAAACUUACCACAAUAACUCUCUGAAUCGUCCACCUUCAACCAAAUCCGUUGAGCAAACACCAACAACAAUACACAACAAGAUGCUCGCAUUUGUGCUUUGGAUUGUCAUUCUUGCUCUAGCUUUGCCGCAAAGCAAUGCCGCUACAGUGACCCAAAGCGCCUCAACGCCGACACAGCUCAAGAAGACACCCGGUUUCUGGCACGGUUUCCUCAAUCUUCCUUCUCUUAGGCCCAAACCAUCAACUAUAGACCUUCCGCAUCUGUCUAGCAUUCUGAUUCCUGGUCUAACGCCCAUGCCCAUGCCUACAAGGACUUCGUCAGGCAGGGUCGUUUGGAUCACAACAACGCCAGGCGGCGGGGUGACAACAGUCACUUCAGUCAUAACGAGUGUAGUGAUGGCCUCACUGCCGCCCACCACUGUCACUACAUGGGUACAACCAAGCAACGCUGCGAAGCGUGAAGAACAGCUUCCAGGGGAGGUGAACGAGGACUCGUCCUUCACCCUUGCUAUUACAAAUCUACCUGAGGCAGUCCUGAAGCGAGAAGACAACACGGAAGACAAAAAGGACGACACAUCACUCUCGCCCAACACCAAGGAAGCCACCACCCUCCUCCGCCACAGAGACAACCUCUCAACCCCCAGACUUACCAGACGCACAACAAAGGUGUAACUUGUAUACAAAUUGGGACUGCAACAUGACGAAUCAUGUACACAUGGCGGUUAGAUGGCCAGGGCUGAACGAUCUCAAGGGCUCGAUUAUGGAAACUGAAGAUGAAAUUCUGAGUUAGGACUGCCGGAUUUACUUUCUCGACGACGAGUAAGAUGAGGAUAGGCAUUACAUCCAAUAAGUUUCUCCUCCUUGGGUUUUGGCUGCACAUGCUUUCGGAGUAAAU